Messenger RNA from Micropterus salmoides (largemouth bass), 6266 nucleotides. RefSeq names its product v-myb avian myeloblastosis viral oncogene homolog-like 1 (gene mybl1). Bases 370 to 2685 code for a protein of 771 amino acids. Gene Ontology annotation, molecular function: DNA-binding transcription factor activity, RNA polymerase II-specific; RNA polymerase II cis-regulatory region sequence-specific DNA binding. Gene Ontology annotation, biological process: regulation of DNA-templated transcription. Gene Ontology annotation, cellular component: nucleus. The record is from RefSeq and is a predicted model, not a curated record. The transcript has 16 exons. NCBI's taxonomy places the organism in Eukaryota, Metazoa, Chordata, Actinopteri, Centrarchiformes, Centrarchidae.
UAGAAACAGUCCGGAGAGCAGGCAAAGAAAGUGAUGUGUUACUCUCUUCUACUUUAUAUCGGCUUUUAUUUUGUGAUAUUGCCUUUUCGGAAACAAGUCCCGGAAGAGGACACAGCUUACGCGUUGCUUUGGAGAAAUGUUAUCGACGACGAAUAAGGCUUCUACAGAGAGAGCGUAACUUUAAUGUUAUGGACUGUAUAUUAAGUUAGCUCACUGGCUAGCCGAAGUGUGCUAGCUAGAUGCUUCUCAGAGGAAACCAGCGAUGACUGACAGCGAUUUCUAUGGAUAAACAUCUAUUAAUGUGGGAUUUUGUAAAGCUGCCAAACACAGGUUCGUCUUUGAAAAGGUUCAGUCAUCCUACCGACUGUCAUGGACAACGUGAAACCCCGCAGCAAUGAUGAGGAUGAAGAGCUACACUCCACAGACCCAGAGAGUAAAGACAAGAGCAAAGAUAAAAAAACCCUGUGCAAAGUGAAGUGGUCCCGAGAUGAGGAUGAAAAGCUGAAAAAACUUGUAGAGCAGCAUGGAACUGACUCCUGGAAAUUAAUAUCUAACUUUGUUCAAGGGAGGACAGAUGGCCAGUGUCAGCACCGCUGGCAGAAGGUGCUCAACCCAGAGCUGGUCAAAGGACCCUGGACAAAAGAGGAGGAUCAAAAGGUUAUUGACCUGGUACACAAAUAUGGCCCCAAGCGUUGGUCGGUGAUCGCCAAGCACCUCCAGGGGAGGAUUGGGAAGCAGUGCCGUGAACGGUGGCACAACCACCUUAACCCAGAGGUGAAGAAGUCUUCAUGGACUCAGGAGGAGGACCGAAUCAUCUAUGAGGCCCACAAACGGCUUGGCAACCGCUGGGCAGAGAUCUCUAAGCUUCUUCCUGGACGGACGGACAACUCCAUCAAGAACCACUGGAACUCCACCAUGAGGAGGAAGGUGGAGCAUGAGGGUUACCUGCAGGAUGGCUCCAAGAGCUUCACUUCUUCUCACAGUGGAGUGAAGAGACGCCACCACAGGCCGUGUCCCACUCCAACAGAGCCCCAGCACUGUGAUCGCAGUCCCCUGCCUAUAUCAGGACCCAACCAGAUGGGGGGAUGUCCUUAUGAUCCUCACAGUGGAAACUUGAUGGACAAUCUUCCAGAUAAUUCAGGCUUCUUAUUGCCAUCCUGCCUGGAUGAUCCUGACAGAGAGCAAAGAAUUAAGGAGCUUGAGCUGCUGCUUAUGUCAGCAGAGAAUGAAGUCCAACGACAAGUGCAGUGCAGAGGUCCAUGUAGUCUGGAGCAGUACUGGUCCGACGACGUGUCAGAUGACACACUGACCACAAGUAGUAGCAGCCUAGAGGAGCAAGCAGAGAGGAGGCCCUGGAGGGGCCCUGAGAUCCCCCAGGGACCUCCACCACAGCUUCCUGUCUCCCCCAGCAAGUUCCUGGCUGUAGAGGCCAGCACUGUGCUCUCUACCCUGCAGACCAUACCAGAGUUUGCAGAGACCAUGGAGCUCAUUGACUCAAUGUGUUUUGCUCUCCAGGACCCUGCUGCAUGGAGCGACAUGGCCAGUUUUGACUUGUCAGAGACAGCGACACCGCCCAGGCACAACCAGGCAGGCUACACCACGCUCCUGCAAGAGAGGACAAUUGACAAUUCAACGGGCUACACAGUCAACACUCCGACUGCCAUCUCCUGCCAUGAUAAGAGCUGUGCUCCAUUUGGUGUGGGCAGUGUCGCCUCCCUGACUCCUAUCACCUCAUCCAAACCCACCCAGGCAUCCACUGGGAGGAGGAGGAGAAGAGAGAGGGGUGAAUCGUCUCCUUUGUGCAACAGGACCUGCUCCUCCUUUUUGGAAGAUAUCUCAAAUUCUCCCAAGAAAACGCCCAUAAAAUCACUGUCAUUCACCCCAUCACGAUUCUGCAACAUAUCAGGGUCGGAGCAUCUCAACCUGGAUAACCCCGCCCUCACCUCGACUCCUGUGUGUGGACAAAGGUGUCUCCUCAACACUCCGCUCCAAAAAGAAACCACACUUAAGCACCAGAAAGAGAAUGAUGGUUUGCGGACCCCCAAAUUCCGUAAAACAGUCAUGAGUCCAACCCCAAGGACACCGACUCCCUUCAAAAAUGCUUUGGCUGCCCAGGAGAAAAUGCAUGGGCCACUGAAGAUGGAGCCACAGCCAUUGGCAUUUCUAGAAGAAGACAUUCGAGAAGUUCUGAAGCUGGAGACUGGAGCGGACAUUUUUAACAGAGCAGACAUCCAGCCAGACUACAGAGCAUGGAAACAUAAUAUUGAUGGCCCAGCUAGAAAGGUGCGUAAGUCUCUUGUGCUGGACCCCUGGGCCAAAGACUGCCUAAACAUCCAACUCUUCCAAGAGCAGCUCAACAACACACAAGUGCCAGAUGAAAGUUUACUGACAAACUCUUCACUGAUCACCACAAUCCCUGAGCGAGAGGAGUGUAGCCAUUCUUUGACUUCCGGCCGAGAGGAUCCCCCAUUAGUCCCCGUUCAGCCUCAUCGCUUUACCAGCCCCCGGAUGAAGAAGCUUCUUGCUACCCACAAAGCACCAAAGCACUCCACUCUACAGGUGAGUGACUGGGAAGCAGUUGUUUAUGGGAAGACCGAGGACCAGCUGAUCAUGACAGAACAGGCACGUCAGUACCUGAACCCUUACCCGCCAUCUGGCUCUACCUCAAGGGCCCUUGUGCUUUAAAGCCGUCCCCUUGCUGCGCAGGCAACACUACUACGCCCGUCCAACAACUAAAACCUCCACUGAAACCUGUAAGAGACAAUCCAGUGAAGACAAAUGAUUUUCUUUUUCUUUUGAAGCAGAAAUACCCCGCCAAGGACGUCCACAAAAAGGCACGGCUGCUGGUAUUGUUUUCAACACAUUUCUAUGUCACUGGCCAAGUAGUUUUGUUGUUCAUAGAUCUGUUAAUACACACAACCUGGCAACGUAUAAAAUUUUGUACAGAUAUGAAAAGGCUAGAUUUUUUUCUGCACUAGACAGUAAUGUUGAAACAACCUGCACAUGAAGUAGGCGGUAGGAAUAGUGUUUAUUACUAGCAGUGGCUGCUUCUGAGUUUUAUAUUGUUAAUAUAUAUUGUUUAAAUGACAAGAAACAUUAAUAUAACGCUACUUAUUGUUUAUCUCCUCUAGCUUGUUUUGCUAAACUGCCCUAUUGCUGUUAUCCAAGAAAAAACACCUACAUGCAAAAUGUGUAGCUUUGUUUUUGGCACCUAUGUAUUUUAAAAUCGCAUCAUGGGUUUUUUUAACAUGACACACACAGUAUAAUGUUAACCGUUGCUUUUAAAUUAGAGAAACAAAAAAUGCAUUUCCAUGUUGUUGUUUUUUUUGGUGACAGCAGUGUUAUAUUCCUGAAUGCGUAUCCAUGGUGAUGUGAAGUUUGAAAUAAGAAGCUGUCAGUAUUGCACUACUGAGUUGAUUUUGCUGCUGAGAAAAAAAGGAGCAGUGUUUUUAAGGGCAAACUGGAUAGCACUUGUUAUGGGGUUUUAUUUAAACAACACGUUUCCUUUCCAAGGCCAUAGUGUCUGUCAAGACAUUGGUUGAAUGUAUUUCAUUGCAAUGUAAGAACCUCAAAAAUGGAAGGGUACCUUAAUGUUUAUUUCUGUUUGUUUUAUUUAUUAUCUGACAGCUCUAAAGCUUAGAUAUUAAUAUAAAAUCGGACACCAUGAGUUUUUAAGAAGUUUAACUUUGCUGACAAAACAGCCUAAAAACCCUCACUUGCUCUAAAGCAGUUCUCUCUGUAAUAGAGGAUCAAUGGUCACCGUUGCUUCACUUUUCAUAUCGUCAGUGUUUUACAACAAGCAUUUGGUCAAGAAGGAUUUACGUUUUAUGUGAAGGCUGUAGGUUUUAUUUAUUUAAUGUCUACUAAUUUAUUUAUUUCUAAAAAGUUUUAAGAAAAAUUAUUGAAGAAUUUUUACUGUCUUUUCUCUUUCAAAAUCGGGCUACCAUUCAGUUUCAUUACUCCAAGAAGAACAUGCACUGCAACUAAUUUUAUGUUCAUUUCUUUUCCUGAUCAGGCAAGAACUAGCAAAGAAUCAUCAUGUAGUUGUAUCUGGUGAUCUUGUAACAUAGAGAUAGGUCAUUUCUUUCCUUUGAUUCCUUCAAUUCUUUGAUUGUUCUUCGCUAUUAGGUAGCAGGACUCCAUCUCCAACCUCUAAUCGUAGACAAAUUGCACUUUUUACUAAUCAUUUAAUUUUGUUCGUGUUGAUCAGUGUUGGGCAGUUACUGUAAUAUUACUUUUCCCAGUAACUAGUAGUGUAAUGGAUUAUUUUUCUAAAACGGUAAUAUUAUUACAGUUACUAAUCCAAGUAAUGCUGCCUUACUGUGUUACUGAAUGGGCCAUCCUUGACGUGAGCGCACAACUGUGCAGCAGCUCAGCGGCACCAGACUUUGUUAUUUCAGUCAGCUGUUAGCCAAAAAAUAAAGAGAUUAUGAGGGUGAGAGGCGUUCUUUCCACAGCUGUAAGUAGUUACUGCCAUUAUUGUGUCACAGAGAUUGUAAAUUCUGUGCAACUAGUAAAAAGCUUUCAAACAUGAACAAUUCUACAUUUAAAUAUUGAAGCAUCUGCUAAAGCAGGACAGUAACAAGAAACUUAUAGAAAAACACUCCGGCAGCUACUGACAGUGAUGCUAAGACUCGACGGGAGAGAGUGGUGUUAUAGUAACGUUUUGUAAAAAUACUGAACACUGCUCUUAUAAAUAGGCUACAUGAGCAGAAAAAUAGCUUUUCAAAAGUUGGAUUUACUUGCUUUACUUUUUUAUUUCAGCCAGUGGCGUAAAGAAACGUUAUGUUUUAUAAUUAAAAAAAAACAUACUCCUUGCUGCUGUUAUGAAUAUGAUAUUAGUUAAAAAGUCGUGAGAGACUGCUUUGAAAAAAAAGCAGUGUUUCCCAUAAAUCAGUAUAUGGGAUAAUUGUCAAUGCUGACUGCCACAUAUUGAUUUUCUAUUUUUUUUACUAGGUGUAUUUAAAAUCCUAAUUGAUUGAGGAGCUGUAUUGAGGAGCAUAUAUUCGUGCAGCACCUCCUCUCGCUCGCUUCCUCCUCCCCCUCUCUCUUUCCAGGCACCACAGUUAUGGUGUCAUUCUGUGGGCAACACUGGAAAGUAAUAUAGUAAUUACUUUUAUCACCCAGUAAUAAGUAAAGUAAUAUUACUACUUUUUGAAGAAGUAAUAAGUAACUAGCAAUUUCAGAGUAACUUGCCCAACACUGAUGCUGAUAAUGUAGCUCUUGUCCUUUUUUGUGUGUGUGUGUGUGUGUGUGUGUGUGUGUGUGUGUGUGUGUGUGUGUGUGUGUGUGUGUGUGUGUUAGAUGGUUGUCUCCCCGUUUUGUAAUGAAAACUGACAUUAAGAUCAUGCUGCUUGAUUUUAACAUGAUUUCAACUCCUGUUCUGCAGAAAUGUGUGCUCAAACACACUACAUUAAAGCCUUACAUUAAACUGGCAGAUGGCUCUGGGAAAACAGCUAACACAGAGCGUAAAUGCCUCCUGAAAGCAAGACCUCAAACCCCUACCCGCUCGCUCAUUAUUUGACACUGCUUAAGAACAAAAUGCUUAAAAUGUCAUGUAAAUAUGCACAUAUUUGGGUGUGAUUCUGAAGAAGUGUACUGCACUGUGCUUCCAUGUUAACAGGCUGAUUCACGUAACGCAUCCAGAAACAAACAAAAAAUCUAUAAUCUGCUGAAGUAACACUAAAAGCUAUAAACGAUCUUCUUUGUAUUAUCGGCAUUAGUGGAUCCAGUAUUUAUAGUUAUAAUCUGGAUUAUCCUGCAUUAGGCAUUUGAGUGAGAAAAAGAAGGGAAUCUUGUCAGGGAGAUCAAGUGGAAAGAUCAGGAGUAUAUAAUACACAGCUCUAAAACAGAAAGACUAACAUCCACAUAAGACAAGUGUAUUUCAAUCUGGUGGCUGAGAUGUGUCGAAUCUGUAUAUUAUUGUGUUUUACGUUCUGUUUGUUGGUUUGACUUGAGUUUGUACAUUUCAUUCGUCCAAGUUGAUAAUUUUGUAUGUUAACAACAUUUGGCCGUGUAACAGCAUAGGUUUUGAGGGAAUUAAGUACAUACACAGGAUAGCAGCAGCUGUUAUAUACUACUGUAGUUAUGCAUGAGCAAUACACAAGAUGCUGGAUUUGCUUUAAUUGACGAGGUGAAUCACAGAUGAAUACUCGCUCUAGAUUUUGUAGCAUUUGAAAUCAUAACCAAGGUACCAUAGAAAUCCUGCCAACUGUCUUUGUAACCAUGUACUUAAUUUGUGAAAAAAAAUAAAUGCAUAUGUUGAA